This is a messenger RNA of Callithrix jacchus (white-tufted-ear marmoset), 4327 nucleotides long. It is a transcript of the gene IVD, whose product is annotated as isovaleryl-CoA dehydrogenase. The record is from RefSeq and is a predicted model, not a curated record. Lineage: Eukaryota; Metazoa; Chordata; Mammalia; Primates; Cebidae. Gene Ontology annotation, biological process: L-leucine catabolic process. Gene Ontology annotation, molecular function: flavin adenine dinucleotide binding; 3-methylbutanoyl-CoA dehydrogenase activity. Gene Ontology annotation, cellular component: mitochondrion.
GAUUGGCUCCAGUGAGGCCAAAGGACAGCUCCGCCUGCGGCGGGCCGCGGAACGUGAUUGGCUGCUAUCGACCUUCCCCCUCGCGGGUUAGCGGGGAGGCGAAGCCUGGAUUGGGGGAGCUGGAAGAGCUCACUCAUUGCAUCUCUCGUUCCUGGUGCAGGGCAGAGAUGGCGUCUGCGGCUCGGCUGCUGGGGCGGCGUGUGGGGAGUUGGAGGCUGCGGCCGCCGCUUGCCGGCUUCGUUUCCCAGCGGGCCCACUCGCUUUUGCCCGUGGACGAUGCAAUCAACGGGCUAAGCGAGGAGCAGAAGCAGCUUCGUCAGACCAUGGCUAAGUUCCUUCAGGACCAGCUGGCCCCCAAGGCCCAGGAGAUUGAUCGCAGCAAUGAGUUCAAGAACCUUCGAGAAUUUUGGAAGCAGCUAGGGAACCUGGGUGUAUUGGGCAUCACAGCUCCUGUUCAGUAUGGCGGCUCUGGCCUGGGCUACCUGGAGCAUGUGCUGGUGAUGGAGGAGAUAUCCCGAGCUUCUGGAGCAGUGGGGCUCAGUUACGGUGCCCACUCCAACCUUUGCAUCAACCAGCUUGUGCGCAAUGGGAAUGAGGCCCAGAAAGAGAAGUAUCUCCCCAAGCUGAUCAGUGGUGAGUACAUCGGAGCCCUGGCCAUGAGUGAGCCCAAUGCAGGCUCUGACGUUGUCUCUAUGAAGCUCAAAGCAGAAAAGAAAGGAGAUCACUACAUCCUGAAUGGCAACAAGUUCUGGAUCACUAAUGGCCCUGAUGCUGACGUCCUGAUUGUCUAUGCCAAGACAGAUCUGGCUGCUGUGCCGGCUUCUCGGGGCAUCACAGCCUUCAUUGUGGAGAAGGGUAUGCCUGGCUUUAGUACCUCUAAGAAGCUGGACAAGCUGGGGAUGAGGGGCUCUAACACCUGUGAGCUCAUCUUUGAAGACUGCAAGGUUCCUGCUGCCAACAUCCUGGGCCAUGAGAAUAAGGGUGUCUACGUGCUAAUGAGUGGGCUGGACCUGGAGCGGCUGGUGCUGGCCGGAGGGCCUCUUGGGCUCAUGCAAGCGGUCCUGGACCACACCAUUCCCUACCUGCACAUGAGGGAAGCCUUUGGCCAGAAGAUCGGCCACUUCCAGUUGAUGCAGGGGAAGAUGGCUGACAUGUACACCCGCCUCAUGGCGUGUCGGCAGUAUGUCUACAAUGUCGCCAAGGCCUGCGAUGAGGGCCACUGCACUGCCAAGGACUGUGCAGGUGUGAUUCUUUACUCAGCUGAGUGUGCCACACAGGUAGCCCUGGACGGCAUUCAGUGUUUUGGUGGCAAUGGCUACAUCAAUGACUUUCCCAUGGGCCGCUUUCUUCGAGAUGCCAAGCUGUAUGAGAUAGGGGCUGGAACCAGCGAGGUGAGGCGGCUGGUCAUCGGCAGAGCCUUCAAUGCGGACUUUCACUAGUCCCAAGACCCCCUUUUCCUGCACCUAGAGGCCUUUCUUGGGAAGUAGAGAUGUGGCAGCUCUCCCACCCUGCCCGCAGCAGGCCUUCCUGCCCAGCCGCUCUUCUUGCGUCAACCCUCUGGCCUCUGGAUGAGGUUGCAUUCUACAACGUUCUACAUAACGGCUGCCAAGCACAUGGGCCUCACAGCCAGGCCAGUGCCAGGACUAGUGUUCUGUAAUUUAAAAUGGACUCAGCAGGAAGCAUAUUGUCAGGGAAUUGUUCGGAUGGGCUUUGGUGACUCUGCCCUUGCUCUCUAACUUCCAAGCCCACCUCCCAGGGUAGGCACCUGGGGGCAUGCAGGUACCCCCCUCUUCUUCUUGGGGGAGGCCUCUGACAUGGAGAUCUCUCUGCUCAAGCACAGCAGAAUCAUGGCCCACUUCAUGUACUAGAACUGGGUACAGGUUGAAUAUCCCUAAUCCUGAAAUCUGAGACACUUCUGGUUCUAAGCAUUUUGGAUAAGGCAUACUUAAUUUGCAGUCUCUCUUUCUGGGAGAAAAAAAAAUUAAAAAACCCUAGCCUAGCCAGGCACAGUGACUCAUGUCACCUAUAAUCCCAGCACUUUGGAAGGCAGAGGUAGGUGGAUCACAUGAGGUCAGGAGUUCAAGACCAGCCUAGCCAACAUGGUAAAACCCUGUCUCAACUAAAAAUACAACAAAAUUAGCUGAGCAUGGUGGCAGGCACCUGUAAUCCUAGCUACUUUGGGAGGCUGAGGCAGGAGAAUUGCUUGAAUCUGGGAGAAGGAGGUUGCAGUGAGCCAACGUUGCACCAUUGCACUCCAGCCUGGGCAAUGAGAGUGAAACUAUCUAAAAAAAAAAAAAAAAACCUAGUCCUUAUUUCUUCCAGUUUCUAGAGGUAUCAGCUCCUAGCAUGUGAACACACGUGCUUGGCCAGGCAUGGUGGCUCACACCUGUAAUCCCAGCACUUUGGGAGGCCGAAGCGGGAAGAUCACUUGAGCCUAGUAGUGAGCUAUGAUGAGGCCACUGUACUCCAGCCUGGGCAAUAGAGUGAGACCCUGUGUCUAAAAAUAAAAGUAAAUGGGCUGAGCACAGUGGCUCAUGCCUGUUGUCCCAGCACUUUGGGAGCCCAAGGCAGGCGGAUCACAAGCUCAGGAGUUUAAGUCCAGCCUGGCCAAUAUGGUGAAACCCCAUCUCUACUAAAAAUACAAAAAUAAUUAGCCAGGCAUGGUGACACAUACCUGUAAUUGCAGCUACUCGGGAGGUUGAGGCAGCAGAAUCGCUUGAGCCCAAGAGGCAGAGGUUGCAGUGUGCUAAGAUUGUGCCACUGCACUCCAGCCUGGGCAACAGAGUGAGACUCUAUCUCAAAAAAUAAUAAUUUAAAAUUUAAAAAUGAUGCCUGGGUGCUGUGGCACACGCCUGUAAUCCCAACACUUUGGGAGGCCGAGGCAGGUGGGUCACUUGAGCUCAGGAGUUUGAGACCAGCCUGGCCGACAUGGUGAAACCCUGUCUCUACUAAAAAUACAAAAAUUAGCCAGGGAUGGUGGUACGCACCUGUAUUCCCAGCUACUCAGGAGGCUGAGGCAGGAGAAUCACUUGAACUCAGGAGACAGAGGUUGCAGUGAGCUAAGAUGGCACCACUGUACUCCAGCUUGGGCUAUAGAGCGAGACUGUCUCAAAAAAGAAAGAUAAAUGAACAACACAUGUGCUGCUAAGAGUCUGCAGUGGCGCAGAGCAGAAGGCAGCGUGCUUUUGUGUGCUAUUGGAGACUGGCUCCUCCUGAAGAGCACCUCUGAGCCCUUGUGCACUGCCCUGCCACGGACAUUGUCCAGUCCUGGCCAUGUGACCACCCACAGCUGACUGGGCAGCAGGCACAGGCCCUACCCGAGCAUGCCUGCUUGGGCUGGCCUGACUCCAGCUGGGGCCGCCUGUGUACCUUUCUCCAGACACCCUAUGGCUAAUUUUGUUACAACUGCAGAGUGACUGCUGCCGUUUUGUAUUAAAUACAUUGCGAAGCAAACCCUCUGCUUCUAAACCAGUGUUUUUGGGGAGAAGCAAUCUGUUCGCCACUGCUUCCUGUCUGGAUUCAGCUUGUGUCCUUGGAGAGUGGCUGGCCCAGGCCUUAUUCAUGCCCUCCAGCCCAUCCUUUCAUGAGAGACAGGAAGGUAAAAUCAGCCCUUAGGAUAGAGGUCUCAGCCUCCCUUUCCCAGAUCUCCCAGUGAGUUUUCAAGGAAGCAGGGAGCCCAGAGUCAUAAGUUCGUACAGCAGAAGGAAGCUUACAAAUUUCUGAACACCACCCCUAUGUUUUUAAAAAGAUCAACACAAUUUGGCUUUCUUUAGGUCUAAACUGGAACUAGAAUCCAGAUCUGCUAGUGGCAAAAAUGGGGGUGUUCUGAGAAUUCCAGCCUGGGGCCCCACUGUACAGGAGUCCUGUGCAGGAUAGAGGGUGGUCUGAGAAGGGAAUGGGUCUGGGUUGUUAGACUCCUGAGCUCCUGUAAGAGGGAACUGGUUUUCUUGGCUCUCAUCCAGCCGAGCCUAUCCUGGCUUUCGGUCCUGGCCUGCAGCCAAGUGCUGUUCCCAGCUUGAAUCUCCACAGGGGGUUAGCGCCUCACCAACCCCAGUUCAGUCCCAUCCUGAGGGCAAAAUCCUGGGCUCAUAGGCAGUCCCUUCACAUCCCUGUCUUGCCCCCUGCUGUGUUGGAGCUGAAUGUGAGUAAAAGGGCCAUCUCACUGACUUAGUGUGUGGCUAGAGCAACCACACGCUAAUACACAAUGUGGCAGAAUUCAUCCAGUUUGUCUAAGCCCUGCCGACUUGGGGAGGUGACUGCUCUCCUGAUUCUGUGUGUGAAGCAAAAGAGAAAUGUUUUAAAAAUAAAAGCAACAAACCAAAAUGAA